Messenger RNA from Aspergillus puulaauensis, 270 nucleotides. RefSeq lists its product as uncharacterized. The record is from RefSeq and is a predicted model, not a curated record. The transcript has a single exon. Lineage: Eukaryota; Fungi; Ascomycota; Eurotiomycetes; Eurotiales; Aspergillaceae. Bases 1 to 270 code for a protein of 89 amino acids.
AUGUACACCCACACACCCACUGCUAAGUUCCUCGUCCUGGCUCCUGUCCAGUCUGCCCCUCAUUCGGUGUUCAACAACAACUUCCUCGUUCUAUCCCCUACCGAGUCUGCUCCUUCUUCAGUUUCCGAUGAGCAGUCUGAAACUGAGAGCAACGUCUCCUCUCACAUCCGUGAGCGCUCCGACAGCGAGGCCUCUACUGCCAGAAGCGUCUCGGAUGGAUUUCUCUUCCUGGGCCAUAACCGCCCAAGGGCCCCCAGCACCAGCGUUUAA